AAAACAUUAUUGACAUCCACCUGCGAGAGUUCACAUCUCGCCUCAACUUCCACCUUCUUGAUUAGGAGGGCCGUGGCUCAUCCUGGAGCGUUAACGGACCAUGUCUGCUCGACUAUCCCCCGGAGGGGCUCUCCUGAGAUCAUCUCGCAUGUUCUCAAUCCCCAACCCUAUACCCGCACCAACCUCAGGAGACGUUCGCCAUCAAUUGGGCACAUUGGCUUUUCCGACCCAUCUGUCCAUCACCACGCCGGAGAGCUCAAGAGCUCGUGGUGACUGGGGAUUGAAGCGCCCACUUCCCUUGCGAUGGACGGCGAAGACAUCGACUCCUUCCAUUCGGGUCAAGCACAUUGAUUCCAUAGAGAAUGUGACCGACUACGCAUCGUCCUCCGAGCAUAGCCUGACGCUUCAGAAGUUUCACGAACUCAAUCUGCCAAUCACGGUUCCUGCACUUCCGAAUCGGUACCGCAUGAUCUCUCAAGCCGUGACAUCCGUUUUCGAAGAAGACAGCGACUUCAUCGCACCGGAAUCUGCGCAAGGCGCCUCUGGUGCCGACAAGAGGUGGAGGUUCCAAGGCCCAUGGCUGGCUGGCAUGACCGAGGGCGAAUUCAACAAAUACUUGAGAACAACGGUCCGGAACAAGCGACAAGAGUUCCGUGACUUCUUAAAAGCGCGCUUGGCCUCCGAAAUUACUGCGUCGCAGCAACAGGAGGCCCUAGACAAAGCAGCUGACCCGCCGACACCGGUUCAGCCCCGCGACAUCACGGAUGAGCAAUUCAGUCAGUAUGUGCGGAGACUGCGAGCUGAUCGAGUCACCCUUUUCGCGGUGGUGAGCGAGUUUCUCGACUUGGCCCCCCUCAAUCCCCCCAGCGCGAUCGCCAACAUGUCGAUCGGCGCCCGCAUCGAGUCCAAGUCGCCCAACCCUUACGCGGAGCGUGGACCGCCCGUUACUCACCCUUCAGCUGGCCUCUCGUACCUGCGCUCCAACGCCCAUGCUGAAAACCACCCUCUCUACGGACCUCAAGCCCACCCUUCGCCUGUGCUGGCUAGAAUUAUUUCACCCAGGAUGAUGUCGGCUCCCGCGAAGCUCGGCGUCGCAGGUUUCAUCACGGACACUCCCCAGGGCGAUUCGGCUCUCAACCGCAAAACGUACCGCAGUGGCAGGGCCCGAGUGCCUGGCAUUUCCACAUUUGAUGCCGAGAUUGAGGGUGGUGCCAAGUGCUACGUCGAGCCCCGCUCUGCCAAUGUCAACUCUGCAGGCAAAGUCAUCAUCAAAGUCAAUGAUGCGAACGAGGAGGCGCAGGUAAUAUUGAAGGAAACAAUUGGAAAGGCCGAAAUCUACAACGCUGCGCCGAAGACUGAGGAGUUUCAACUGCGAGCGUCAACUCAGCCACUAGCCCACGAAUACCAAACCCAGCGUGGUUGGGGCUCCAGGGGCUCUCAUAACAGGAACGCACAUGCCUCGGAGGUAUUCGUGAGUGGUAGCUCACAGACGUAUGGACUCGACAGGUGAGCAGCAACCGGGCAUAUGCGUAUGUCUCAGCACAAUGUACAGGCAUGGUCCAGGCUGGUCAUUCGUGGAGGCCUUUCUUGAACCCUGUCAGGAUCACAUUUAUUCUUGUACACUUGUAUAUCUUGUCUGUAACAUAAGGUACCUUAGAAAACAAAAGACACGUCUCGACGGUUAUCACUACUGCUCAGUUUUGGCGAGAGGUGUGUGCUAGUUAAUAAGAGUGUUCAGUAAUCAUACGGGGAGCGUGGGUACAUUGUUCUGUCGAACAGACGACAGUCUUUUCGGUUACGUAAUGGGCCGGAUUACCAAGAGUACAAUCCGGGUGGACGCUUAUAGAAUCUGCACUAUAUAAAAUACGGUGGCAGCGUUUAUCGCACGUCAAAUAGGC
Sodiomyces alkalinus F11 is the source of this 1898-nucleotide messenger RNA. RefSeq lists its product as hypothetical. The coding region runs from base 101 to 1510 and encodes 469 amino acids. Gene Ontology annotation, molecular function: structural constituent of ribosome. Gene Ontology annotation, biological process: mitochondrial translational initiation. Lineage: Eukaryota; Fungi; Ascomycota; Sordariomycetes; Glomerellales; Plectosphaerellaceae. Gene Ontology annotation, cellular component: mitochondrial small ribosomal subunit. The transcript has a single exon. The record is from RefSeq and is a predicted model, not a curated record.